Venustampulla echinocandica is the source of this 276-nucleotide messenger RNA. RefSeq lists its product as uncharacterized. Bases 1 to 276 code for a protein of 91 amino acids. The transcript is spliced from 2 exons. The record is from RefSeq and is a predicted model, not a curated record. NCBI's taxonomy places the organism in Eukaryota, Fungi, Ascomycota, Leotiomycetes, Helotiales, Pleuroascaceae.
AUGUAUCGCCGGCCCGACGAAUUCCAGAGAACGGACAUUUCAGCCGCCGGAUCCGAGUGGAAGGCGAAUGCUUCUCUUCACAGUAUCAUUCAUGACGCUGACCAUCCGGGAUCCGAUGUAGAUCGUUCCAGCAAAGCGACGCCUCUUCCAAAUGUCAAUUUCGACGAUUCCGGGAGGGUUGUUCGCAGUCGAGGAGGCCGAGGAGAAAAGGGCCGAAAGGGCAGCGGCAAGGGGCCUUUGAAUCCGGAGGGCAUGCCGCGGAGGAAAGGCAGUUAA